Oncorhynchus keta (chum salmon) is the source of this 3813-nucleotide messenger RNA. Its product is annotated as glutaminyl-peptide cyclotransferase-like. The record is from RefSeq and is a predicted model, not a curated record. Lineage: Eukaryota; Metazoa; Chordata; Actinopteri; Salmoniformes; Salmonidae. Bases 566 to 1351 code for a protein of 261 amino acids. The transcript is spliced from 6 exons. Gene Ontology annotation, molecular function: glutaminyl-peptide cyclotransferase activity; zinc ion binding.
AGAAAACACGUGCGACAGGAAACUGUCACAACGUUGCUGGCUGUUACAGUUUCAGUGAUGUUUGUGGUGAUUUGUAGCACUCGGUACUUCCUGGUCUACAGAAGAGGCUCACGUGUAAUGAGACCACGUGCCAGUUGGAGGUGCGUUCCAGCGCCAGGUUGAAUCUAGCGGGUUGAUCGAGGCACUACACGCGCUGCUUGCUGUCACUGCGCAGUUUCGUUCCCACAGUUUGAUUACUUUACUAGUAUAUCUAUAAGCCAAGUCAUUUAAAAAUGGGAAAUGUAAGUUUUGAAAUCACUUUGAAAGGCUAUACUUAAAUUUGUACUGACAUUAGUUGACCUAAAAUGCAGACAGAUUUAGAGAUGCAAGCUUUGUUCAAAUUUUAUAAUCAGUAAAAUCAUAAAUUGAAUUGAAGCCUUCAUAAAAAAAUCUAACAUUAAACCAAAGGGAAAAUUUUACAAACCAAUCAUUCAUAAAUAGACAAUCUGAUCUCUCUGGCGCCUUGGGAUAAAUAAAUAAAUAAAAACAGUGACGCACUGUAGAUUACACAGCGGAGAGCCUCGGAAUGUUCAUGAGAGAAACCGAAGCGUUUAUGCAUUUGUUUUAUGUAGUAGGAAUUUGUGGAACAUUUGUCCAUAAUAUCAAUGGAGAGAAGGCACACAUCCCAUGUACACAAGAGAAGCACAUCAAGAGCACUCUGGGUUCUCUGAGGGCAGGCUGGGAUGUUAAGGAGGACAUGUUUGAGUCACACACCCCUUACGGUCCCAUGACUAUCAACAACAUCAUCGCUACCCUCAACCCCUCCGCCAAGCGUCGUCUGGUGCUGGCGUGCCACUAUGACUCCAAGUACUACCCUCUCCAGUGUCAUGGGUGUGAGUUCCUGGGUGCCACGGACUCAUCUGUGCCCUGUGCCAUGAUGCUGGAGCUUGUACAUGCUCUGGACUGCGAGCGAAAGAUUCUAAAGGAAUCCAAUCCCAACCUGUCUCUCCAGCUAUUGUUCUUUGAUGACCUGAUUGGAGGCCCUAGCCCUCGCUUUGGCAACCAGUUCCCCAACACUGCCUGGUGGCUCACCAGAAUGCAGAACAUUGAGCAUUGUUUGCACCACAUUGGCCAGCUGAAGGACCAUCUACAUGACUACUGCUGGCCUGGUAUGCCUGUGGAUCCGGUGCAGGAUGACCACAUGCCAUUCCUCCUAAGAGGUGUGCACAUCCUUUAUCUCAUCCCCACCCCCUUCCCCUCUGUGUGGAACACAUUUGAUGACAACGAGGAGAACCUGGACCGCUCCACCAUCGAGAACCUCAACACGAUCUUGCAGGUGUUUGUGCUGGAGUACCUCAAUAUAAAUCCUUAAUCCCUGAAUCCCCAAAGCGCCCCCUAAAUGUUAGGGCUUGUCUGGUUCUAGUGGGACCACAGCUCUCUCCACACACAUCACAUAUGACAGGGUUUAGGAUGUCUCUUGUUUUGGAAACAUGAAGCUGUGUAAAGGUAAACAUUCUUGAUGUUGUUAAGUAAUGUCUACAUUUGGAAAAACAUUUGCAAUCCUCCUAAAAUUCCAAAGCAAUGAAAAUACCAAGCCCAGUGAAGUGGUAUCCUGUAGAAAGCAGGGCAGCUAUCAUAAGAUCCCUAUCCACUGCGUUCUCCUUGCUCUCACACCCUCCUUUCAGCUCCCUGUCUUCACAGCCAGGGCCAACACACACACAAAGCCCUAUCGAUGCUCUGUCCCUAGCCUCCAGACUACCACACAGGAUAUUCUGUGUGUCUGCUUCCACAGUGCUCUCUUUAUGUCCCCACAUCCCCUUCUCUUUCUGAGGAGCUAUGCCUGUGCCCCACGAGCCAAGAGGAAGAAUAGACAGACAUGCCAUGCAGAUAGAUUAACAAGAUAAACAUUGGGGCUUCCAAGUGGCUCAGCGGUCUAAGGCACUACAUCUCAGCACUAGAGGUGUCACUACAGACCCUGGGUCGAUCCCGGGCUGUAUCACAACCGGCCGUGAUCGGUAGUCCCAUAGGGCGGCACACAAUUGGCCCAGCGUCGUCCGGGUUAGGGGAGGGUUUGAAUUGGGUAGGCCGUCAUUGUAGAAUAAGAAUUUGUUCUUAUCUGAUUGCCUGGUUAAAUAUACAGUUGAAGUCGGAAGUUUACAUACACCUUAGCCAACUACAUUUAAACUCAGUUUUUCACAAUUCCUGACAUUUAAUCCUAGUAAAAAUUCCCUGUCUUAGGUCAGUUAGGUUCACCACUUUAUUUAAAAAAUGUGAAAUGUCAGAAUAAUAAUAGAGAGAAUGAUUUAUUUCAUAAUUUUAUUUCUUUGACCACAUUCCCAGUGGGUCAGAAGUUUACUUACACUAAAUUAGUAUUUGGUAGCAUUGCCUUUAAAUUGUUUAACUUGGGUAAAACGUUUCGGAUCGCCUUCCACAAGCUUCCCACAAGAAGUUGGGCGAAUUUUUGCCCAUUCCUCCUGACAGAGCUGGUGUAACUGAGUCAGGUUUGUAGGCCUCCUUGCUCACAUGCUUUUUCAGUUCUUCCCACACAUUUUCAAUAAGAUUGUGGUCAGGGCUUUGUGAUGGCCACUCCAAUCCCUUGACUUUGUUGUCAAGCCAUUUUGCCACAACUUUGGAAGUAUGCUUGGGGUCAAUGUCCAUUUAGAAGACCCAUUUGCGACCAAGCUUCAACUUCCUGACUGAUGUCCUUGAAAUGUUGCUUCAAUAUAUCCACAUAAUUUUCCUGCCUCAUGAUGCCAUCUAUUUUGUGAAGCGCACCAGUCCCUCCUGCAGCAAAGCACCCCCACAACAUGAUUCUGCCACCCCCGUGCUUCACGGUUGGGAUGGUGUUCUUUGGCUUGCAAGCCUCCAACUUUUUCCUCCAAACAUAACGAUGGGCAUUAUGGCCAAACAGUUCUAUUUUUGUUUCAUCAGACCAGAGGACAUUUCACAGUCAACUUUGUGUAUGUUACUGUAACUUCUGACCCACUGGAAUUGUGAUACAGUGAAUUGUAAGUGAAAUAAUCUGUCUGUAAACAAUUGUUGGAAAAAUGACUUGUGUCAUGCAGAUGAUGCAGAUGAAGUAGAUGUCCUAACCAACUUGUCAAAACUAUAGUUUGUUAACAAGAAAUUUGUGGAGUGGUUGAAAACGAGUUUUAAUGACUCCAACCUAAGUGUAUGUACACUUCCGACUUCAACUGUAAAUUUUUAAAGUAGUGGCGUAUGACUUGCUAUUGUUUUAUUUCUGUUGUUUAUUCUGGUACAUUACUGCCUGCCUUCUAUCUGAUAAUACACAGUAACAGAGAGGCCUAUUCCCUUGCUUUCCAGAGGGAUAGAGAUCAUUUCAAUAUUAAUUGGAGGAGGGUUUGGAAGAGCUGUAGCAUGGUGCGUUAACGUACAGAGCCUGACGUCAUUCCCAGAAGCUUUGUAAUUCUAUACGAUCACACAAAGAUCUGCUGUGGCCUUGCAGUUUUGUGUCUGAAUGUACAUGACCUUACACUGUCCAGUUCAUAUUAGCAUAGAAAAACUUUGAGAGGUCAGGAGAUAAUAUGUAUAUUUGUAUUGUUAAUAUGUCAUCUUUAUGUUCUCCUUAUAUCCUGCAAGGUCACAUAGAAAUAUAAGGUGAAAAGCCUGCUGUGUUUUUAUGACAAUGUUAGCUACGUUUUGAUGUUCUACAUCUGCAUUGCUUGCUGUUUGGGAUUUCAGGUUAGGUCUCUGUAUCUGCUGAUGUAAAAAGGGCUUUAUACAUAUAUUUGUUUGAAUGAUUGAUUGAUGCUGGUCUUGGAAUAAUACAUGCUGCAAAAAAUGUACAUCCUUUAUUUGAGUCUGAAAUAAAUG